Messenger RNA from Paramacrobiotus metropolitanus, 1171 nucleotides. Its product is annotated as large-conductance mechanosensitive channel-like. The coding region runs from base 250 to 825 and encodes 191 amino acids. Lineage: Eukaryota; Metazoa; Tardigrada; Eutardigrada; Parachela; Macrobiotidae. Gene Ontology annotation, cellular component: membrane. Gene Ontology annotation, molecular function: mechanosensitive monoatomic ion channel activity. Gene Ontology annotation, biological process: intracellular water homeostasis; monoatomic ion transmembrane transport. The transcript has 2 exons. The record is from RefSeq and is a predicted model, not a curated record.
UUUGUACCGUCCAAACAAAAAUGUUUGGCAAAACUAAUUUAUCUUACAUGGCUCGAUAAACCAUCGCUGAUCAAUAAUUUCUUGUAGUUUAUUUCCCGUUAAUGGACUGAUUUACACAGGAAUGGUUAUUGAUUUAUCGGGCCAGAAGUCGGCCAUAAUGAUGUCAGCUUUUUUGCGCAUGCGUGCCUGUAGUUGCCAGCGGUCUAACGCAGUGUCUCCCCAGUGUGUUGCAAAAACAUAAACAAAGAAAUGGCCGAAAUCCGUGAACGCACCAAGAUUGUGGGCGGCAAAGCCGUUGCCAAGGUGGAGGGCUUCUUCGCCGACUUCAAGAACUUUAUCAACCGCGGCAAUGUGGUGGAUCUGGCGGUGGGUAUCAUUCUGGGCGCGGCCUUCGGAGCCAUCGUCCAAUCCCUGGUCAACGACAUCUUCAGCCCGAUCAUCGGCUUGGCGGGCAAUGCCGCCCUGGGUGACCUUUUCGUCAUCAUGCGCUACGGCAACGCCAAUGACAGCGCCGCGGGUGCCACCUACCCGACGGUCCUGAAGGCCAAGGAAGCCGGUGCCAUCACACUGAACUACGGCAACUUCAUUAACACCAUCAUCAACUUCCUCAUCGUGGCAUUCGCCCUGUUCCUCUUCAUUAAGGUCAUCUUCCUCUUCAAACGCAAGGAGGUCGCCAAGGCCCCCUCCACUGAUUGGCCCUGCCCCAAGUGCAAGGAGCUGGUAAAGGAGGGUGCAAUUCGCUGCCCGCAUUGUACGGCCGAACCCAUCGGCCCGGUGCUGAAGUACGUGGAUGACAUCAAUGAACCGCUGCUGAGCAAGGCUUGAGGAUGAAAGUGGAGAGCAUUGUCACUGGCUUACCGCUGCUUUUUCAUUGGAUCUGAAUCUGCUUUUGUACUUGUAACUCGUUCGGCUCUCUCUGGCUGCCAGCUAUCGCUCAUUAAUCAGCUCCUUCACGUUUUUUUACGAUUUCCUAAGCAUUUGUGCUAGUAUUGCCAUUGAACCGCAUUUACCUUGUUUUGUUAUGUCUGUUUUAAAGUUUCUUCGUUAUUUUUCUUCUAACCGUUUUUUUUUUUAUUUUUGAAAGUUUUUGCAGUCUGCUCUAAUUUAGGCUUUUCUAAUUAGCUGUGUGUAUUGUACGUUUGUGUGCCGCUGGGAAAAUAAAAUUUAUCAA